Stegastes partitus (bicolor damselfish) is the source of this 4819-nucleotide messenger RNA. RefSeq names its product protein geranylgeranyltransferase type I, beta subunit (gene pggt1b). Gene Ontology annotation, cellular component: CAAX-protein geranylgeranyltransferase complex. NCBI's taxonomy places the organism in Eukaryota, Metazoa, Chordata, Actinopteri, Pomacentridae. The record is from RefSeq and is a predicted model, not a curated record. Bases 1 to 1104 code for a protein of 367 amino acids. The transcript has 9 exons. Gene Ontology annotation, molecular function: CAAX-protein geranylgeranyltransferase activity. Gene Ontology annotation, biological process: protein geranylgeranylation.
AUGGCGGAAGAGGAGAGCCAGUUUGAAGAAUUUGAGCAAAUAGACUUUUUAAGAGAUCGACAUGUACGGUUCUUCCAGAGGACGCUUCAGGUGCUGCCUGAGAGAUACGCAUCGCUGGAAACAACCAGAUUAACCAUCAUAUUUUUUGCCCUGUCUGGUCUCGAUGUGCUGGAUGCCCUUGAUGUGAUAGAUAGGAACACCAUGAUUGAGUGGAUCUACUCACUACAGGUUCUUCCCACAGAGGACCACUCUAAUCUAAGUCGUUGUGGGUUUCGAGGAUCAUCGCAUAUUGGUAUUCCUUACAGCACUAAGCCGCCAGGUGUCCUCCAUCCAUACGACAGCGGCCACGUAGCCAUGACCUACACUGGGCUGUGCUCGCUGCUGAUCCUGGGAGACGACCUGAGUCGGGUGAAUAAACAGGCCUGCCUGGCUGGUCUCAGAGCGCUGCAGCUGGAGGACGGCAGUUUCUACGCAGUGCCAGAGGGAAGUGAAAACGACAUCCGGUUUAUCUACUGCGCAGCCAGUAUCUGCUACAUGCUGGACGACUGGUCAGGCAUGGACAUCCAAAAGGCCAUCGAGUACAUCCGAGGAAGUUUGUCGUACGACAAUGGUUUUGGCCAGGGAGCUGGGCGAGAGUCACAUGGUGGCUGGACGUACUGCGCCAUAGCUUCUCUGUGUCUUAUGGGUCGACUGGAGGAGGCGCUGAGUCAGCGUGAGCUGGACAGGAUCCGACGCUGGUGCAUCAUGAGGCAGCAGAGCGGUUUCCACGGGCGCCCCAACAAACCUGUAGACACAUGCUACUCCUUUUGGGUGGGAGCGACGCUAGAGCUGUUAGAUGUAUUCCAGUACACGAACUUCGACAGGAACAGGAGCUUCAUCCUGUCAACGCAGGAUCGGUUGGUGGGGGGCUUUGCCAAGUGGCCGGACAGCCAUCCAGACCCCCUCCACGCCUACUUGGGGCUUUGCGGUCUGUCUCUGAUCGGAGAGCCCAACCUGAGGAAGGUCCACCCAGCUCUUAACAUCACCCAGAGAGCCUUUGAGCACCUCCAGCAGCUGCAGCAGACAUGGAGGGACAGCACCGGCAGCUGUAGCAGACAGCACUGACAGCACGGUGAUCCACAGCACUGCCUCGGAACAGGUUCAGUAAUGAGGAACAUCUAACGGUUAUCAGUCAAAGGCAACUGGACUUUUUGCUGUGUGUCUCCAAGACGUUUGGCCGCUUCUCUGAGAGGCCUUCUCAUUUCAGGAAUCAAGGAGUUGUUUUUUUUUUUUUUAAGACUCUAGUUACAAAGCAGUAACUUUGGGGAGCUCCUUUAAAAUCCAUCUAAAGCAACUUUUCCUUUAAAGCAAUAUCCGCCACACUCUUUCGCUGCCUUUUUUUUUUUUUUUUUUAAAUUAGUGCACAGUCGUAAAUAGCAGUGUGCAAUGUGGUUUGUGGGAAUAAAAUGAUGUGCCAGAAAGUCAAAUAUGAGUCACUGGAAACUUGAAGAAAAUCCAGAUGCCUCCAUUUUGCAAACUCUUUAGAUAAUUGCCUUUUGAGGUUUCCUGCUCAUUAGCCUCAUCGCUAUAGGUAACAACACCGUCCUAGCCAAGGAUCCACACGACUGUCUCACUUCAAGUGGACAUAAGAAACAUCCUUUACGUGAAUUUUACUCACGAUUUGAGAGAGGAGAUCCCCAGGAUGCUUAGGGAACGUCUAAACUGUCUUUGUAAAUGGGUUUGCACUGCAGGAAACUCACUGUCUAUGGUUUUGCUAUUGCCUAAUAACGUCCCUAUAUUUUAAGCAAAUAUCAUUUGGUCAUUUUGUGAAUGUGGAUAAUAAAUGGUCUUAUUUUUGGUUCAAGACAGAUAAAACAAUAGAAGACCCUCUCCUUCACAGAGCAGUGUUUUUGGCUUUGCAGCUCUCCUGACAUUUCCAUCCUCACAUUACUUGUGAACCUCUUUCAAGCCUCAAGCUCUCCGCUCCCAGAAGGGUUAGCAGCCUGGCAGGUUUACUCUCCUGGGCUUCUCACUUCAGCAUCCUCCAGUUUCACCACUGCAGGCGUUUGCUCAGUGAUCAAGAUUUAACUGAUAAUAAAACUGCUUGGAUGAAAUUUAUGGAAGAGGCAGUUAAAAGCCGACCACCUAAAGGGGCAAAUUUAUGUAUGACUUCUAAAAAAGAAGAUUUAAAAAUAAACGUAGCUACAGGCCUUAUCAGAAAAAAUAAUAUUUUGUUUGCGUUUUUCUUAAGGCUAAAAGAAAAAUGGAUUGGGCCUCUUAAGGGAAUUUUGUAAGAAGGGGAAAAUCCCUUCCUUCCUGCAAGGCAGUAGCUGUUAGCUGUAGCAGCAGAUCCCAUCCUGACACCCAGAGACUCCUGCGCCCCCUGAACCGAUCUCACUAGCUUCCGUGCUCCCUGCGAGGCACUAUCCAGCCUCAAAUCAAUAGGAGAGAGAUGCACAAUGGUAUCCUAACUUGAGGAAAUGUAUUCCUUUGAACUGCGCUGGGAAUUCACAUGUUAUUUUCAGUACAAAGAGGAUGCAGGGCAAAAACAAAGAACAAUGACCAUGAGCAGAUUGUACCACCAGGAGUCAGGAAACAGAAACAUCUGUUAUCCCGAGUGCUGGUCACAUCACUCCUAAAAUACUGAACGUGGUUUGCAGUCCUGCCAUCUAUCCCCCCCCCCCCCCCCAUCACUGAGGCAGAAAUAGAUGGUCUGCACAGAUGCUCACAUGCAUCAAAAGCCACUUGCAGUUCAUUCAAGUGACCUUCCUGCCUUCUUGCCCUUGACCUGAGAUACGAAUCUGAAAAAAAUAGUUUUAAAUUUCCCACUAUGGUGACGCUGGACUUCCCAGUUGAACUCAGCCUGCACCUCUUGCCCUCACAUCGGUUCUGCUUCCCAGCAAGCAGCAUUUCCAGCUGCACAGAUUUCUGCAGCCCCCUGCCGAAGCCACGCCCUUCCAAUAUAUAGCUGCUGUCUCAGCCAACACCUGCUCCCUGAGAUGAUGAGUGAGGAGGAAACAAUUUCACAGCAGGUCUGAAAUAUAGUCACCUGCAGGAGUUUACUGUGUGUAGCCCCACUUCUGACUGCUUAUAAAGAAUGCUAUCACCCCUGUGGUUUUCAUUCCACCGUCUAAAAUAAAGCUAGUCUUCUUUCCAUUCCCGCCAAGCUGCCCUCCUUUUCAGACUCGGGGAACCAAGACCAGGCAGACGUAGGAAAGGAGAGAAGAGGGGAGGAGAGGUGAAUAAAUAAAUAAUCUGAACCAUCUAUUAUUAAAAGUAAACUGUCGGAGGCUGAAAUCUCCUCUCUGAACCCAGACCAAACCCCCAGUGUCAUAUAGCCUUGUUUUGGUGCAAAAAAAAAACAAUUGCUUUUAAGCCAAUGUGAUGUUGAAACUCUGUUACUUUAUAUUUCUGCUUUACCUGAGUCAAUAGGCUUUGCUACGGUUACUCUUGUUGAUGUUUUCUCAAACGUUCUGUUGUUCUAGAAUCAUUUUAUCGACGCUGUCACCGUUCUAGUCAGGUUUUUGUAUAACCAUCUUUUUCAAACGUUGCAGCUGCUAGAUUGAGCCUCAGACACAAAUGAUCUGAUCAUUUAAAUUCAAACGAAAUGUGCUUUUUAUUGAUUCAUCACAUAAUAUUGUUAUGAUACUAGAUGGUCUUGAAUCUGAAGUAAAUGCAUGUGGUCUUGAGUUAAACAUGCACUGAAAGAAAAACUACUGCUGCUGCUGCUGCAUCAUCACUGCAGAGCCAGAUCAAUGGAAAUGCUCUCGCGUCCCAUGCAUCUUCUGACGUGACAUUUACUUCUAAUUCAAGUUCCUUAGGCUGCAUCUCUGUCCUCAGUAGGCCAAGUCACACGGCAAGAUAACUCGCUCAAACUUGACUCUGAAAUGUGCCUCAUGUAGCAUUGUUCUGGGUCACUGCUCUCUGAAUGCUCCCGUUCUUCUGACGUUGCAGCAGCAAAUUGGGUUUAGCUCGGCUGUUUCUAUCAGCAAAGGUACUGAGCGUCAGCGUUGCCUAGAGAUGAAGGAGGAAGCGUGUGUUCUAAAUGCAUGUAAAUAUUCAGAAAGAGGAACCCUGUAAACAGUUUUCCUCCUCCCAUCUUUGUUGAAUUUGCUUAUACGAUCAGAUAAAAGCGGGCGGGUACAAGUCGUUUCUUACCGGAAUCUGGCUUUGUCCAUUCAUGUCUGAUUGCUUUUUACCAGAAGGAGGGAAGAAUUCAUUGAGACAGAACCCAUAAAUGCUUACUCGACUUUAAAAACAGAUUAAUGGUUGAAUGCAUGGGUCUGCCACUUACUGCAGAUGCUAUAUUGCGUCUGUUAUGUUGUUUUUUUUUGCCACAUCGCACUGCAGUCGACGCUCUCAGUCCCACAGCACGAAAAGACCACAGGGACCACGGCUUUUGCGCUUUAACUAUAGCUGCAGUCAAAGCUGUUUUUCGGAUCGUCCAGAGAUGUGAAAGGAUAGUAUUUUGAGAUGCAGCCAAAACGCCACACAUGGUGAAUCAUGAAACCUUGCUCUAUCGUCAAUUAAUAUAAAUAAUGUAAUGAUAGAUAAUGUAACAAUAAAUGUAAUGGAAUUUAUUUUUUCUAUGCUUUGUAGAAAUAUUGAGUGUAGAUACAUAUGUAAAUGUCUAUAAAUAUGUGACUUUUAUUGUGCAAGUGCUCAAGAAGAAAAAAAAAAUGUUUACAGCUACAUCAGUGAGACGGACAGAGGAAGUGGAUAUGCAAAUGUUGGCAUGUGAUGUACUGUAGUACUUCAGCUUUGAAUUUGGGGACAGUGAUGAUUCUAGCUUUGCAGUGCGAACUGUAUUUAUGGUAAAUAAAACAUGUACUAACUUUUA